This is a messenger RNA of Callorhinchus milii (elephant shark), 1840 nucleotides long. Its product is annotated as interferon-induced protein with tetratricopeptide repeats 5-like. Gene Ontology annotation, cellular component: cytosol. Gene Ontology annotation, molecular function: protein binding. The record is from RefSeq and is a predicted model, not a curated record. The transcript is spliced from 2 exons. The coding region runs from base 69 to 1538 and encodes 489 amino acids. Lineage: Eukaryota; Metazoa; Chordata; Chondrichthyes; Chimaeriformes; Callorhinchidae. Gene Ontology annotation, biological process: defense response to virus.
ACUCAGUCUUUGGGAAGGAAAGGUGGGAAAGGACCUGAUCCAUUCGUUCGUACAGCACUUCCAACACCAUGAGCAACGAACCCGAGGGUGUCCUGAAAGCGAAACUGAAUGAUCUCGAAUGCCACUUCACUUGGGGAUUCCAGGAAAAGGAAUUCUCACUGGACAAAAUGAAACUAAAACUGGAAACUUUACCAGAGGAUUUUGUGCAAUACAAAGCGAUGCCCUACAACCAACUCGCUUUCGUAAACCACUUGCAAGGCGACUACCGAGAAGCUCUACGAAACCUUGAGAAAGCCGAAAAGAUUCUGCGAGAGGACCAUCCAAGUGAAUUUGGAAGGAGCAUCGUCACCUAUGGAAACUACGCCUGGGUGUAUUAUCACAGGGGACAACUGACGGAUGCCCAGACCUACCUGGACAAGCUGGAGGACAUCUGGAGCAACCAAUUUCCAUCGCGUGAUGCGGCUCAGAUACCCGAAGUGUGUGGGGAGAAGGGUUGGUCACUGCUCAACUAUUCGAUAGGUUAUUAUGGUGAAGCGGAGGAAUGUUUCAUUCAGGCUUUGGAGGGAGACCCUCUCGACACCGAGUGGAAUCUGGGUUUAGCCACCGUCCUGUGGCGUAAGGAAGCUGUGUCCGGAGUGGUGGGGAGUUGCGAAAACAGCGAAUCGGUAGCACAAUUGCGACGGGUGUUACUACUCGAUGGAAACCGAUCCAUGGCUAUGAUGCUCUUGGCACUGAGACUGCAAGAAUUCGACCAACGAGAGGAAGCUUCUGCCUUAGUUGAGAACGCACUGCGGGUCUCUUCCGAUGGUUCGCUGGCGAUUCGCUACGCAGCCAAAUUUUACAGGAAAGAAGACGAUGUCGAUAAAGCUAUAGCAUUGUUGGGGAGAGCCAUGGAGAGCGCACCACACUCAUCAUUCCUACACCAUCAGAUGGGGCUGUGUUACAGAUCCAAAUUCCUUACACUGGACAAAGAUCCGGUCAGUAACAUUCCUCAUGCCCCAGUUUUUCAAGAGAAAACGGAAUGCAUUCAAAAAUCCAAGUUUCAUUUUGGAAAGGCAUUUGAACAAAACCCAUUUUUUACUAUUGCAAAAUUGGAUUUUGCAAACAUUUGCGUACGUAACAGAGAGUACCUGGAAGCAGAACAGAUUUUCACUGAUUUACUUCGAUUAGAGAGUAGUCAUGAUGCAAAUAAACAGGCAGUAUAUUUACAGUAUGGGUUAUUUCAGCAGAAUCAGAAAAAAUCUGAUUCAAAUGCUGCCAGCCUCUUUUUAGAAGGUUUGAAAAUCAGCAAGGACACCAGGUCAGGUAAAAUGUGUCGCGUUAAUUUGCAAAGGAUUGCAGAAAAACAUGACAACAAUAAUUCAAGUGACAGCAAAGUCUUUUAUUUUGUUGGGUUAAUGUACCAAUUGGAUGGGGAGACGCCAAAGGCUAUUGAGUGUCUUGAAAAGGCAACCAAAUUUGAUCAACACAAUGAAGAGUAUAACAAUGCUUUAAUUGAAUUAUGCCUUUCUAUGCAGGAAAAUAACGUUCUCACCUGAAACGAAAUGAAACGUUUGCAUGAUAGCUGAUUAGAAAGAAUUAUUCAAUGUAGUAUAUGUUUUAAAACUGUUUCUCAUUUAAUUUGACUGACCUAAUGUAUAUUGCUACUAGCGCUUUAUCUUAGAAAACUUUAUACGCAUAUAUUUAGUAUAUGUAUAAUUUUGAAUCGUUUCAUGCAUAAAUAUUGAAAAUGUAGUUUCAUCACAAUAUGUUUGUCUUUGCUCUCUCAGAUCUAUGCUCUCAUAGAUAUGUUUUCUAGCUGAGAAUGCAAAUAUGAAGUCAAUAAACUCUUGCAACUAAA